Nerophis lumbriciformis (worm pipefish) is the source of this 882-nucleotide messenger RNA. The record is from RefSeq and is a predicted model, not a curated record. NCBI's taxonomy places the organism in Eukaryota, Metazoa, Chordata, Actinopteri, Syngnathiformes, Syngnathidae.
AUGCUACAGGUUUUGGAUCGAAACAAGUCAGUGAGGUUUCCGUCAAACGACAUGGACCCAUCCAGGUCACCGACGGUGGUUGUUCCUGAUGGAGCCGUAGCUGAACAAUGUCCAAAACCCGAAAUUUCUGCUGCGAUGCUGGCAAAAAUUGAGAGGAAUCGACAGCGGGCGUUGAUGCUGCGGCAAGCCCGGAUUGCGAGCCGUCCUUUAGCAGCUGUGGAGGGUGCGACUUCAGCCAAAGUUUGCAAAACUAUCGACACCGGUGCGGGGUUUUUCAUCGAUGAAGAAGAAGGUAUAGAGGAGGAGCAGAAGACCAAAAAUGUGGUUCAUCAGCCAGCUCCAGUCAUUGAACCGGACUACUUGUUUUGCGAUGACUGUCAAAAGCCCUUUAUGGACUCGUACCUCAGCAACAGCUUUGACCUGUCUGUGUGUGACAAGUGCAGAGACAACGACCAGAAGCACAAGUUGAUCUCCAGAACUGAGGCCAAGCAGAACUACCUACUGAAGGACUGUGACCUGGACAAGAGAGAGCCUCCUCUCAAGUUCAUUCUGAGGAAAAACCCUCACAAUCCACGCUGGGGUGACAUGAAGCUCUACCUUAAAAUACAUGUAGAAAAACGAUGUAUGGAAGUGUGGGGUUCAGAGGCAGCGCUGGAGGAAGCCAAGGAAAUAAGGGAAGAAAACAGAGAAGUGCAGAAACAAAAACGCUUCAAUAAGAAAGUCAAAGAGCUGCGUCGGGCAGUGAGGAGCAGUAUGUGGGCCAAAGACACCAGUGCCCACCAACAUCAGUACGGACCGGAGGUGGUGGUGGAUCUGGAAGAGGACCUCUACAAGAAAACCUGUGAGACCUGCGGACAUGAACUGACCUAUGAAAAGAUGUAA